Oryzias latipes (Japanese medaka) is the source of this 5692-nucleotide messenger RNA. RefSeq names its product semaphorin-6B. The record is from RefSeq and is a predicted model, not a curated record. NCBI's taxonomy places the organism in Eukaryota, Metazoa, Chordata, Actinopteri, Beloniformes, Adrianichthyidae. Gene Ontology annotation, cellular component: plasma membrane. Gene Ontology annotation, molecular function: semaphorin receptor binding; chemorepellent activity. Gene Ontology annotation, biological process: semaphorin-plexin signaling pathway; neural crest cell migration; positive regulation of cell migration.
GGAGAGCGCGCGUGCUCCUCAUUGAUCCACUGCAGGACUGGGUUUCAGGGUUUCAGGGGUGUGUGAGUUAUGGGCCCCUGUUGUCACUGUCUGCUCUGCGUUGGACAUUUCGCAUCGCCACAGUAAAUUUAAAAAGGGGAUUACAUUUUGCUGACUGGUGUGUUCUCAGCCUCUGCUCCACCUACAGAAGAAGGACUUCAACUCUGCCUGCCUGCAUUUGCUGGAUGUGGAGCUUGUUUUGACAAAGGCUGCGGGAGAAUAAACCCCCCCCAGGAUCGCAGAUCACCUCAGUGUGAAUAUUAAUAUAGGAGAGAAGAGGGGGGGGUGUCAUCUGUUUUGUUGCUGGGCGUUUUGCGCGCACUAACGGGUGAUGCUGCUGCAACGCGCCGAAGCCGUACAGGGGGAGAGACAGGUGAGGUGCGGCUGAAGAGCGUUUUUUUUUUCUUCCCGGAGAGGCUUUGGAUACCCGUCUCCUCUUUUUCUCCUACGAGAGGCAGAGGAAUUGGUUAUUGGAUCCCACCUCGGGUUCUGUACCUGACCAUCUGGUGCGUUCAUGUGUGCUGCUGCCAUGGCAACCGUGUCUCCUCCCCUCACAUUUCUUCUCCUGGUACUUCAACUGGCUGAUGGCUCAUUCCCAGAGGAGCCCAGUCCUCUCAGCUACGUCCCCUUAGAGGUGGUGAGGCGGUAUCCAGUGUUCUUGGGCAGAGCUCAUCGUUCAGCUCAAAGGCAGGAACUGCACAUCCAGACAGUUCUGCAAGUCAACCGAACGCUCUACAUAGGAGCCAGAGAUGACUUGUACAGAGUGGAGUUGGAUAACAGGGCAGAUGAUGAGAUGUUCUACAGCAAGAAAAGGACAUGGGAGUCCAAUAAAAACGACAUUCAUGUGUGUCGAAUGAAGGGCAAACAUGAGGAGGAGUGCCGCAAUUUCAUCAAGGUUGUGCUCAGCCAUCAUGAUAGCCUGUUUGUGUGUGGGACAAACGCCUUCAACCCACUGUGUGCGAACUACACUAGAGACACUCUGGAGAUGGUGUCUGAGCCUGUCAGUGGGAUGGCCCGGUGCCCGUAUGACCCACGACAUGCUAAUGUGGCGUUGUUUGCUGAUGGAAGUCUUUUUACAGGCACUGUGACAGACUUCCUAGCCAUCGAUGCGGUGAUCUAUCGCAGCCUCGGCGACAGCCCUGCCCUCCGCACAGUCAAGCACGACUCCAAAUGGUUUAGAGAGCCCUACUUUGUGAGCGCCAUGGAGUGGGGGCCGCACAUUUAUUUCUUCUUCAGAGAGAUGGCCAUGGAGUUUCAUCAUCUAGAAAAGGUGAUGGUGUCCCGUGUGGCUCGUGUGUGCAAAGCAGACCUCGGUGGAUCUCCACGAGUCCUUGAGAAACAGUGGACUACAUUUCUGAAGGCACGGCUCAACUGCUCCAUCCCCGGAGACUCCCAUUUUUACUUUAACCUCCUGCACGCCACAAGCAACAUCAUCCGCAUGCAAGGGAGAGACGUUAUACUAGGCCUCUUUUCAACACCGCCUAACAGCAUCCCCGGCUCUGCAGUCUGCGUGUUUGACAUGCAGCAGCUUGCUCGUGUAUUUGAGGGCCGCUUUAAAGAGCAAAAAUCCCCUGAGUCUAUUUGGACACCUGUACCAGAUGAGGCUGUGCCUAAACCAAGACCAGGAGGAUGUUCAGUCCAGGGUUCAAAAUUUAGUUCCUCGACUACGCUGCCAGAUGAGGUCCUGAACUUUGUGAAGACCCAUCCUCUAAUGGACGAAACUGUUCCACUACUUGGACAACGCCCCUGGGUGGUGAAAACUAUGGGGAGGUACCAGUUGACAGCCAUGGUGGUAGACACAGAAGCCGGCCCCAACAAGAACCGCACAGUCUUGUUCCUGGGAUCCACACGAGGGACCAUCCUCAAGUUCCUAAUGAUUCCUAGUGGGGAUUCGGUCUCCCACAGCAGUGUGUUUCUGGAGGAAGUUGAAGGAUUCAACCCAGAGAAGUGUGGGGAAGACACCCCUCAGGCUCGCCAGCUCUUGGCCCUUACUCUGGACCGGAGCAGCCACACUCUGCUGCUGGCCUUCCCGUCCUGUCUGGUCAGGCUCCCCACAUCACGCUGCCAUCUGCACUCACGCUGUAUGAAGAGCUGUCUGACUUCCAGGGAUCCAUACUGUGGAUGGACCAAGGGCAGCACCUGCUCCUUCCUGAGACCAGGCACACGGCUCCCUUUCCUGCAGGAUGUGGAAUAUGGAAACACCACCUCCCAUCUUGGAGACUGUGAUGGAAUGUUACAGCAGAGUCUGUUGAUAGAACCGGAGAGCUUGGUCUCCCUGAACCUGCUUGUGGCCUCUGCAGUCUCAGCGUUCACCAUCGGGGCGGCGCUCUCUGGCCUCGCCGUGUGCUGGAUCAUGGCUCACAAGCCGGCCAACCGUCGCCACGGUUCCUCCUCUCAAUCUUCCAUCCAGCGGCGUGAGAGAAGCCUGCUGAGCAACACAAGCGGGAUGGCUGGCUCCGUGCUGAGCGUGACGCGGCAGGGAGGUGGGGAGCGUACCUGCUCCCAAGGAGGGGAGACGCUAUUUGUCAUGCCUAACGGCUGGGUGAAGUCAGGAGAACUUGACCCCGGCUUCCUGCCCACACCAGAGCACACGCCCCAGCAGAAGCGCCGAGGCCUCCGACUGUCUGACUCCAACUCGGGUGGAUGGGAUACCAGCCAGACCUACCUGGGUGGAGGCUCUGUUGGUCUGGGGUCCCCCUGCAGAAUGCCCCCAUCUGUUUACCUGACCACCAGACUCUUCCAGCAGGGCGGUGGAGGUAGACACAGCGAGGGCCGCGGGCAUGACACCCCCCGCCAACAUUACGUCUGCCUAAGCAAACAGGAAAGAGGUACGCCCAAAGGGAAGGGUACGCCAAAAGCCCCUCUCAGGAAGUCUGCGGGGGAGUACGUCUACCCCAUGACUCCACAGGACUCACCUGAGCGCCGGCGGGUGGUUUCAGCUCCCAGUGCCCCUGCAGAAUACAGCGAGCCACUGCCUUUGCGCUGGCCAGCCCCCGAAGGAUACAUCCUCAGCAGCCACGGCAUAGUCCCCGUCCCCCUGCCUCCUCCCGCCAUGCCUGCUCCCAGCAACCAGGCCUACCUGCCGCAGCAACACCCUCCUGGGCUGAGCAGGGCUUUGCUGAGAGGUGCCCUGGAGCGAGGGGAACUGGGUGAGCUGGUGGACUUGAGCCAACUGAUGAGUAAGAAAAACUGCAACGAUAGAACUCAGCCCGGGCAGUGACUGUGGAGCAAAGAGACAUAAUUCAGGCCAUGGAUUUCUAAAUUCUCUUUGCUCUGUAAACCUACUUCUGUUCUCCAGCUUCUAUAUCUCAUUGUUAUUUAGCCUCCUGAUCUGCAAACUGUCUCUCAGACGAACCCAUAAUGAGUUUUUUCGUUGGACUGGCUGCCGGCUCUGUCAUUCAAAUCCUGUCGCUCACACUAAUUGGUCAGACGGCUGAGAUUGUUGCUGUGUCUGCAUUGCAGAGCUGCCUGUCGCCUUCUGCUCUCAGCAGCAGCAGGAAGAAAGAAGAGAAGUGAGCAGCGAGGACGAGGACAAAAGCUCAAAGUAGCUGAAGCUGAGUCACUUCUGGAUUACUACAAGACAGCCAUCCAUCUUUUCUUAGCCAUACCCCCUGUUGCUUUGAUUGCCUAUUUACAAAGCUCUCAAAGUGAAAUGGCAAAUCCUGGAUGUAUCACAGGAACAUAAAGCUCGGGUUGAGGGACCUGACAGAAACUGAAGUGGUUUCUAUCAAGUCAAAGUGUUUCCUUGUAUUCUUCUCUCUGUGCUGCACACAUGCAUCUCAUGCGCACACCGGGGUCGGGGUGUUUUGUAUUCUUUGGAAACCAGGAUUGUGUGCCAAAAGCCUCUAACGCGUCUCUGUCUCGUGUAUGGGACCAUAACUCACGUCGUUGGAAAGCAGUGCUGGACUGAAAAGUCAGCACUAUUCUUGCCAACUGGGCGCUCUCGGGAAUGACGGCAUAUCAGCUGCUCAGUCUGCUCUCCCCUGCAACUCUGUGUGCUUUUUAAUGACCAAUAUCCUCUCAAGGACAUGGGGGGGGGGGGGGUGCACCGCAGCACCCAUGAAUAUCUCACCUGAACACAAAGGAAAAAAGAGAUUCAUUUAAACGAACUUGAAUAAACGACCAACUUGUCUGUCCCAGGAAAGGUUUUUAGAGGUCUUUUCUAGUGCUGUGGUUAUACGGAGCAGAAUUUCUCUGUGUGGGUCAAAGUCCCACAUGAUGAUGCGCUGAAAACUGACAAUGACAGGGGUCAUGAUUGAAACUUCUGGCUUAACUCACACAGAGGUAAUGGAAAUGUUCCCAGCAGGCUAAGGGGACUAUAUAUUCAGCUCAUGAAAGUGUCCUGUGCCAUGAAGUGCUUAGAUCAACACAGCAUGGACUACGUGCGUUCCAUCAGAGAGCCAAGUCAUAAAACCUCAAGAUAAAAAAUAAAUAAGACUUGGCGAUCCCAGAGGCAAGUGGAUUUUCACUCGCAGUGUUGACAAACGACUUGUGCUGAUCCUGUAGUGAGCAGCAAUAUGUGGUUCAAAUGUACAUAGUAAACUUUAAAUAAAACAAUAUUGUGAGACUGUAGCUCCGAAACCUUAGGCGGGUGUUGACCUGCAAAACAAAAAUAGUUACAUAAGUACAUUUGUCAUGUCGAUAAUGUAUGAAUAUGUGUUUCAGUUUCAUAUUGUCUGGUAGGUAAAUGACUACGUGUGUGCCAAACCCAGCUGAUGAAUGACUUAUAGACUUGAAUGCCUGAAUACUACAGCAAAAAAGGAAAGAGUUUUGAAGUGCCAUGACGAAGCCCAUUUCACCCAGCAGCGCACCUUUCUGGUGUGCUCUCUUGUUGCAGUAUACUUACAUGUAUGCCUUUGACCUUACAUGCUGAAUGUCUGAUUUCCAUUUAGAUGUUGGCUCGUACUGUUGAAUUAGUUUCUUCGGCUCCCAUUGCUCCUAACGCCGAAUGAAGUCACGGGAGAGUCUGCGUGUCAACUACUCUGAUGCUCCACGGCAGGAACUGUGCAAAUGUGAGAAAAGACAUUUUGUAAUGAUCUUUAGUCACUGUGUCCGUGUACCCUCCUCUGCCCUGACAUGAGCUCAUUCUAAGGACGCCUCCAGAGUAGUUCAUAAUCAGACCCUAAGAUGCAUUCUGGGAACACUGUGUAAUUAUGAAGGUUUUAUCCUGGUCCACAGCCGACUGCCACACUGACAGAUCUUGAAAGUUUAGUCAGCAUCCUGAGUGGAUGAAUGUACUCAUUCUUGUGUUUUUAGUGCCGUAAUGAUGAAAAGCACAAAAAGUGUUUCUGUUUGUUUCUGAAGGAGCUGUCCUGUACCAUUUGUGAAUAGUGUAAAUAUUCAUCUUGAAUGUACUGUGCGCGUUCAGGCCGGAUCAUCCUCUAAGGCAGGACUGUGUUUGAAGUGAGGUUUUUUUUUCUUUUUCUUUUCAGUUUUUUUUAAUGGUGACAGCUCUGUGAAUAAAGUGUAUGUACAGUACCUAUGUGGCUGAACGCAGAGUUUAGCUGUUUCCUUCUUGUUGUUAGAGUAGUCGCGGCGUCACCUCCGCCUGAGUUGAGCCUUCUCAUUUGACCGAUGCCUGUCACGUUUUGCAGUUGCUAAGCUACUGAUGAUGUAAAAAUCAGUACUGCUAAUAAAUGGCAUCAUAUAAUAA